AAAGCUGUAAGGAAACGUUAUCGUUAAACGACACCGGAAGUCAGUGUAUCGCACACUGGCGCAGUGACGCGGACUUAACGUCAUGCUAUGGAGCCGCAGAAGGCGGACACCUAAACCCGGACCAUGUCGAGCCGAACCGGGUCCGCGGCGCUGACGCUGCUGGCCGCCCUCUGGGUCGACUCGGUCCUGUUCGGGGCUGCGGGGCCGGGAUGCGACGACGGCAAGCUCUCUUUGCAAAGGGACCUGGGUGCUGCUUACUGGGAAUGUCCAGGCUCCAUAUGGCCGGAGUCCUCUACUCGGAGACUUCCCAGCGUGGACACGGCGGCGCACGAUCCCGCGCCGGCCAGGCAGAUCUGCAUGAACGAAUCGAUCUCCUACAGCCACGCCAUCCCCAGCAGUGGAGCGUACAGACCGGUGGGGGCAGAGAGCGGCGAGUACUUGUACUGUCCCCCUCAGCGGUGGCUCAAUAACCUGCACCACGGCGCCACCGUGCUGCUCUACCACCCCUGCGUCCCCCUGCACGAGCGCCUGCUGCUGUCGGUGCUGGCCCGCUCCUGCCUGCCGCGCCACGUCGUGAGCUCGCACCCGCACCUCCAGGAGCACAUGCCAAUAGCCGUGGUGUCGUGGGGUCGCACCCUGGAGCUGUCCGCCGUGGCGCCUUCGGACAUCUGCGACUGGCUGGAGGCCGCGGCGCCCGCCGCUGGACGACGGCUCGUCGACGAGGGCCGGGGCCGCGGGUACAACCUGCUGCUGACCCGGUCGGCCGAGCGGCACCGGGCAGAGGAGAACUCGGCCGACGUGACGGAGUCUCUGAGACAAUGCUUUGAGCGGAUCACGUCCUCUCCUCUGAAAGGAGGGAUGGAGACAGAGCGGCGGUCCAGCAGAAAGGCGCCGAGCUUCAAGCAAAUGAAAGCGGACGGCAGGCGCCGGUUUUUAAGAGCCGCCGUCGAAGAAAUACCGAGAGACACCGAGACAAACCAGACCCGAAGAACCCCCAUCGGACAGAACAGGACGGGGCCCCCACAGAACGACGACUCGACACCCGGAGCAGGUUCUACAGGAGCUCCCUUUCAGCCCAAGGCCCAAAACGCCAAUCAGAGCCUCACCGCCAACGGGUCGCCACACGUCAACCCCCCCGCUGGGUUGGAUGCCCUCGCAGGGGGUGUGAACGGGGGACAAAACAAGACGGCCAGGCCUGAAGCCCCGGCGGUCAGCCCCGAAGAAGGCGGCGCAGCGUCGGUCCGACAGAGAAGCGGCGCCUCGAGAGCGGACCUCUCCGCUAAAGCCCCCCCAGCCGACAGAACCGGGGCGGACGAGGAAGCAGUGGGUGUCCAAGAGAGGGCGUUGGAAAAGACACGCCCUCAUCCCGGCUCCGACUCCGCCACCGAACCUCAGCGACGACACCAGAACCCGCAGCAGAGGCCCCUCGGGACGGACGAGGCGGCGUGGGCGGCGGCGGCGCUGGGCUUCCUGCUGGUCCUCCUGACCCUGUCGGUGCUGCACACGCGCCUGUACCGCCACUGGAGGACGGCGCCCAGCCUCUACUGGCGCGACCCGCAGCUGGACUACGACAGCGUGGCAGACGUGAUCCGCAGGAGGCUACCGGUACCGACGGGCCACAAGAGGCGGAAACGGAGCAGAAGACCCGAGUGUGUUCUCCUGCCCAGCUCCUCCAGCUCGGAUGAGCACUGCUGAACGAAGGGAGGAGGUCCUCCGCUCACUCCCAAGACGAUGCACCUGAGAAGUGUCCAUAGCGUACAGCAGCUGGUGGGCAUCAGAGCGCCAUCUAGUGGGACGCAACGGUACUGCGGGGGGAAAGCACAUUAUUAAGCUUUUAAAUCUAUAAAUGUCAGCUCAAUAGUUCAUAAAGGAAGAGAGUCUUAGGAUUUCUCAUACAAUCAAAAGGAAGCUUUUUUAAAAAUAUAUGUGUGAAGUAGUGAUCAAAACAUGUACAGAUUAGGACCACAUUGUACAUUAAAAACAGCACUGGUUUGAACACUAGAAGGGCAUCGGGUUUGUUAAAUGCUGUGGCGGGUUGUCGGGUUCGUGUUGUAAUGACAUUCUUUAUUUCUGUGAGCUUGUUGAUGGGAAUAAAUUCUGUGAAACCAAGAGUAGCGGGAUUGUCUUCAUGGAGGAAACAAGAGAGCUCAGUUAAAUACAACAAUGAAUGACCUCCAACGGGAGGAAUGUGUCCGAAUUAUUAAGACAAACGAUGUAGGUCAGUGGAAUACAAAUAAUCAGCAGGAAGUAAAACCAUGGAAUUAAAGCUUUUGACUUAAAAAACAAACAAACAAACAAACAUGAUAUAGCUCUUCUUAGCUGUCCUUAGAGACGCAACGAGACGGAGGCCCCAAACAUCAGAUCCGGCACAAUCACCUUGUUUUACGGUUUUAUUACAAAUGUACAGCUUAUGAGU
Pungitius pungitius (ninespine stickleback) is the source of this 2416-nucleotide messenger RNA. It is a transcript of the gene tp53i13, whose product is annotated as tumor protein p53 inducible protein 13. The transcript has 10 exons. The coding region runs from base 124 to 1695 and encodes 523 amino acids. Gene Ontology annotation, cellular component: cytoplasm. The record is from RefSeq and is a predicted model, not a curated record. Lineage: Eukaryota; Metazoa; Chordata; Actinopteri; Perciformes; Gasterosteidae.